AUGACACCAAACCAAACGAUUGAAUUUGCUUGGGGACUAGCUAAUAGCAAUCAAAACUUUUUGUGGAUAAUAAGGUCUGAUCUUGUUAUUGGUGAUUUGACUGUUUUUCCACCGGAAUUUGUGGAGGAGAUAAAAGAUAGAGGCCUAUUAGCAAGGUGGUGCCCACAAGAAAAAGUUCUCAACCACCCGGCAAUUGGAGGAUUCUUAACUCACUGUGGAUGGAAUUCAACUCUUGAAAGCAUAAGUGCCGGAGUACCAAUGAUCUGUUGGCCAUUUUUUGGUGAUCAACAGACCAAUUGUUGGUUUUGCUGCACUCAAUGGGGCAUUGGCAUGGAGAUAGAGAAUGAUGCUACGAGAAAUAAAAUUGAGAGCGUUGUGAGAGAGUUGAUGAAUGGAGAGAGAGGCAAAGAGAUGAAGAAUAAGGCAUUGGAUUGGAAGCAAAAGGCUGAAGAGGCCGGUACAGGUUCAGCGUAUGUGAUUCUAGAGAAAAUGAUCAACCAAGUGCUUCUCACUCAAAAAACUUAG
This is a messenger RNA of Ilex paraguariensis (yerba mate), 525 nucleotides long. NCBI's taxonomy places the organism in Eukaryota, Viridiplantae, Streptophyta, Magnoliopsida, Aquifoliales, Aquifoliaceae. The record is from the annotation of a GenBank genome assembly.